AUGGAAGCGGCAGGGUGCGCGGAGCCUGGCCGCGAGCGCAGCGGCCACGGGGAGACGAGCGGCAGCGAGUCCGCAGGAGAGGACCCGCGGUGGAGACACAGCGACCAUGGCGCGCAGCCCCAAACAUGUGAUGUUGAAGAGGAGCCGCGACCAUGCAGGACGAACAAUGUGCGAAGCUCCCUGGUGCUUCAGUCCCUGGUGCUUCAGUCCCUGGUGCUUCAGUCCCUGGUGGUGCUUCAGUCCCUGGUGCUUCAGUCCCUGGUGCUUCAGUCCCUGGUGCUUCAGUCCCUGGUGCUUCAGUCCCUGGUGCUUCAGUCCCUGGUGCUUCAGUCCCUGGUGCUUCAGUCCCUGGUGCUUCAGUCCCUGGUGCUUCAGUCCCUGGUGCUUCAGUCCCUGGUGGUGCUUCAGUCCCUGGUGCUUCAGUCCCUGGUGCUUCAGUCCCUGGUGCUUCAGUCCCUGGUGCUUCAGUCCCUGGUGCUUCAGUCCCUGGUGCUUCAGUCCCUGGUGGUGCUUCAGUCCCUGGUCCUUCAGUCCCUGGUGCUUCAGUCCCUGGUGCUUCAGUCCCUGAUGGCGCUUCAGUCCCUGGUGCUUCAGUCCCUGGUGGUGCUUCAGUCCCUGAUGGCGCUUCAGUCCCUGGUGCUUCAGUCCCUGGUGCUUCAGUCCCUGGUGCCUCAGUCCCUGGUGCCUCAGUCCCUGGUGCUUCAGUCCCUGGUGGUGCUUCAGUCCCUGGUGCUUCAGUCCCUGAUGGCGCUUCAGUCCCUGGUGCUUCAGUCCCUGGUGCUUCAGUCCCUGAUGGCGCUUCAGUCCCUGGUGUUUCAGUCCCUGGUGGUGCUUCAGUCCCUGGUGCUUCAGUCCCUGGUGCUUCAGUCCCUGGUGCUUCAGUCCCUGGUGGUGCUUCAGUCCCUGGUGCUUCAGUCCCUGGUGGUGCUUCAGUCCCUGGUGCUUCAGUCCCUGGUGGUGCUUCAGUCCCUGGUGGUGCUUCAGUCCCUGGCGCUUCAGUCCCUGGUGCUUCAGUCCCUGGUGGUGCUUCAGUCCCUUCUCGCUGAUCUAAGACCAGCUCGCACAAACAUUCAGUGGGAGUUCGCAGUCACCAAAAAGGAAAUCAAAACAAGGAGGAAUAAAUAA
Molecule: messenger RNA, 1125 nt
Organism: Knipowitschia caucasica
Lineage: Eukaryota; Metazoa; Chordata; Actinopteri; Gobiiformes; Gobiidae
Source: the annotation of a GenBank genome assembly